Messenger RNA from Sclerotinia sclerotiorum 1980 UF-70, 1278 nucleotides. RefSeq lists its product as hypothetical. Gene Ontology annotation, cellular component: mitochondrial small ribosomal subunit. Lineage: Eukaryota; Fungi; Ascomycota; Leotiomycetes; Helotiales; Sclerotiniaceae. Bases 1 to 1278 code for a protein of 425 amino acids. Gene Ontology annotation, biological process: positive regulation of translational fidelity. The transcript is spliced from 3 exons. Gene Ontology annotation, molecular function: rRNA binding; structural constituent of ribosome. The record is from RefSeq and is a predicted model, not a curated record.
AUGAGGUCAAGGUUUCAUCAGUUGAAGAAAGUGAAAAUCCGUCAAACAUGGAAUAAAAUCAAUCUAUACAAUCUGUCAAGAUACAAGCCCAGGCCGGAGGGUAACACUUUCUUUCAACAAAAAUGGAAAGCAAAGUCGUUGAGUCGAGCAUAUCACGGAGAACAAAUUCGAGAAGGCCAAUGGACAAGAAUGUUUAGACCGAGAGCGAAAGCUGUUAUCCCUAUGGAUUAUAAAUAUUUAGCUGAACAUGAUGGUUCUGAAUUGGCUGCUGGACGAGGAUCUGGAUUAGAGAUACUAAAAGGUGCCGGGAGUGCCGCACAAUUCAACAGGAAUCAAAUACCUUAUAUGUCUAUGGUUUACGCACCUAUUGAAAGACGAUUGGAUACGGCCAUCUUCAGAGCGUUAUUUGCAAGUAGUACGAGACAAGCAAGACAAUUUGUCGUGCAUGGAAAGGUUAAGGUUAACGGGAAGAAGAUGCCAUAUCCAGGAUACCUUCUAAACCCAGGAGAUAUGUUUCAAGUAGACAUUGAUAGAGUACUUUUCGCAACUGGUGCUCCAAAAACCGCAGACCAAAUCAAAAGUGGCCGAGGUCUCAGAAGGUCCCUCCGCGCAAUGAAUGAUCAAAAGGCCAAAAAUGCCGCCGCCAAAAAAGAAAAAGAAGCUGCCGCCGCCGCCGCAAGAGAGGAAGGAGGAGAAACCACAACUCCUAAAGAAACGCCUGAAUCCAAAGAAAAGGACGAAAAGGACAGACUCCGUAUGGAAUUUCGAACUCUUCAGGAACACGCCGAUAUUCUCCUAACCGACAGCCAAAAUUCUCCGUCCGGCAAACGCAAGAUCGCCCUCCGCAAACUCAAGCGCGAAGUUCGAGCCACCCUCUCACAACUAAAACGCACAUCCGUCGCCGACCUAACCUCCAUCCUCAACUCCUACACAACCAAACUCGCCAAAUCUGAAGAUUUGGAAACAAUUGCUGCAGAAGCUCGAGCAGUCAUCAAUGCAGAAGAAGAACCCGAUUACCGAGAAAAAUUGAAAUUUGCACUUCAACGAGCGAAGGAAAAUCCAAUUGAUGAAUCGAAACCUUACAUGACCCCUUGGCAACCAAGACCCUACAUGAGUGCUUUUGCAUUUAUUCCUAGGUACCUAGAGGUGAACCAGAAGAUCUGUGGUGCGGUUUACCUUAGACAUCCUGUGGCGAGACCGGGAUUGAGUGAAGUUCCUAGUCCCUUUUCGAUGGAGCUCCUGCAGUUGGCGCAUAAUUGGUAUUUGAGAAGGAGGUAG